Molecule: messenger RNA, 1030 nt
Organism: Chenopodium quinoa (quinoa)
Lineage: Eukaryota; Viridiplantae; Streptophyta; Magnoliopsida; Caryophyllales; Amaranthaceae
Product: pathogen-related protein-like
Exons: 4
Coding region: 1-762 (253 amino acids)
Source: RefSeq, a predicted model, not a curated record
AUGGAAGAUGAACAAAAGGAAAUUGCUAUUAAGGUGGCAGGAGACAAGUAUAGAAUUAUUUUGCAUGAAGAAAUAGAAAGCAAAGACAUCCAAUGGAGACAUGGUGGUCCUCCAAUUUUCGACAAGGUUAACAAGCUCUUUGAAGAAGGAAGAACAAAGGUUUGGCCAAAAGGUUCACUUGAAGAAACAGUUCAAAAUGCAAUCAAGACAUGGGAGAUGGAGCUUUCCCACAAAACUCGUUUGCAAGACUUUAAAUCUAUUUGCCCUGAGAAGUUCAGGCUCUUUGUCAAUGGAAGAGAAGGGUUAACACGGGAAGAAGUGCUAAGGCUAGGGAGCUACAAUUCCUUAUUGAAGAGUUCAAUGCCAGAAGAAUUUCAGACAUAUUACAAAGCCAGUGAAGAGACAUUCGAAUCAUCACACGACGCGUUCCAAGCAGCGUUUCCUAGGGGGUUCGCAUGGGAGGUGAUCUCUGUGUAUUCAGGACCGCCUGUUAUUGCUUACAAGUUUAGGCAUUGGGGUUACUUUGAAGGACCUUAUAAAGGUCAUGCUCCUACCGGAGAAAUGCUUCAGUUUUAUGGCCUUGGCAUUUUGAAGGUGGAUGAAUCGAUGAAAGCAGAGGACGUAGAAAUCUACUUUGAUCCCGUAGAGUUAUUUGCGGGGCUACUAAAGGGUCAACCUUUAUAUGAUCAACUAGCCACUACCAGCCACCACGAUACCGUUGGUAUAUGCAGAGGCAAUGACAACAGUCACAACACUCACUAAGUGACAAUGGACUGAACACCCGUUGGAGCGGAUCUUUUGUUAGAGAUAUGAGAUACCAAAAAAUAUAUCUUUCUUAACAUCUUUGCCUAAAUAAAUUACAAGAAGAUUCUUUGUUGCAAGAAUGCAAGGUUUGUAUGCUAUAUAUGGUUGUGAUUCGUGAGGUUUUAGUUUUAAUUGUUUUUUGCUAUUAAUAUUUCAAGGUUGUAUGGGUAUAACAUAUUAAUAUACGUUGUGUAAUGAUGUUACAAGGGAAAUUAUUUCAAAAAUG